This is a messenger RNA of Alternaria ventricosa, 219 nucleotides long. RefSeq lists its product as uncharacterized. The record is from RefSeq and is a predicted model, not a curated record. The coding region runs from base 1 to 219 and encodes 72 amino acids. The transcript is spliced from 2 exons. Lineage: Eukaryota; Fungi; Ascomycota; Dothideomycetes; Pleosporales; Pleosporaceae.
AUGCCUGCCGCAACCCAAUCUCUCGAGACCAUGGUUCUCCAAGCCCACCGCGCAAAAGGCGUACGCUAUCCGACAGCCUCUCAGAAAGAAUGCUUCAAGACCUGGUACUCUUAUGCGCUUCGUCAGGGCGAAGUCACGAAGACCUCCCCGAAAGUUAUCGAGGAGCACGGAAAACAUCUCAAGGAGAUCAAAGAAGCGGCGCCGGGUGGGCGAACUUAA